Messenger RNA from Linepithema humile (Argentine ant), 1851 nucleotides. RefSeq names its product eukaryotic translation initiation factor 2B subunit gamma (gene eIF2Bgamma). The record is from RefSeq and is a predicted model, not a curated record. Gene Ontology annotation, molecular function: guanyl-nucleotide exchange factor activity; translation initiation factor activity. Gene Ontology annotation, cellular component: guanyl-nucleotide exchange factor complex; eukaryotic translation initiation factor 2B complex. Gene Ontology annotation, biological process: cytoplasmic translational initiation; biosynthetic process. NCBI's taxonomy places the organism in Eukaryota, Metazoa, Arthropoda, Insecta, Hymenoptera, Formicidae.
UUUUACAAAAUCUUUGUUUUUUACUAAAUACCUUAUUUAUUAAAUACCUCCUUAUUCAAUGCUAAUUUAUCUAAUAAGUUUUUUGGCACAAGGCGUAGAAUCUUGCCAAUUGUUAGGUUAGAAUAAUCCUUCACUUUCGGGGGCUAGAAUGACGAACACAUGGUCGUGUACGGUCAUGUACGAUCGUUGAUCCUAUUUGCUUCUGUGUGUUAGAGAAUAGUGAUAUUAUAUUUUUACAUAAUACUAUGUGAUUGUGUAAUCAUAUGUUUCAGUAAUAAUUUUAUUCUUUUAUGUAAAAGAGUGUGCAAAAUUUGGAGGAAGAUAAUCUGAAUAUAACCUCAAUUGUGUGUCAGCACGUGUCAAUUUUGACGCAUUUUGACGCAUUAGCACAUAUGAUAUUGCACCAGAAGAAUAAAAAUGGUUCAGUAUAAUGAAUUUCAAGCCAUUGUGCUUGCUGGAGGGAAAGGCUCUCGUAUGACAGAGCUUACGACAGACCAGCUCAAAUGUUUGCUCCCAAUUGCAAAUGUUCCUAUGAUUUGGUAUCCCCUGCAAGUUCUGGAACGCUCUGGUUUCAAGGAAGCAAUUGUUAUUGUGUCUGAAUUAACAAAAUCUGAUGUAUCAGCAUCAUUGGAAAAACUAGGUUUGAAAAUCAAGCUAGAAGUUAUUGGAAUUCAAGGAGCUGAGGAUCUUGGUACUGCUGAGUCCAUUAGACUUAUUCAUGAAAAGAUAUAUACAGAUUUCUUGGUAAUAUCUUGUGAUCUGAUCACCAAUAUCGAUAUAUUAGACAUAUUAAACUUAUACAGGAAACAUAAUGCAAGUAUAACUGCUUUAAUGUUGCCUGUCCCAAAAGUUCUUGAUGACUUUGUAACACCAGGCCCAAAAAAUAAGCAGAAACCAGAAACAGACUUAAUUGGCAUUGAUAAUAAUACAGGAAGGUUAGUUUUCUUAGCGUCUGCAUCUGACUUUGAGGAAACAAUCAAUAUCUCACAAAGGCUUCUUAGAAAGCACACUAGUUUUACUAUUCAUUCGAAAUUGAUGGAUGCACAUUUGUAUGUCAUUAAUAAAUGGGUAUUGGACUUUUUAGUAUUUAACAAGAAUUUUACAACAUUGAAAGGUGAAUUUUUGCCAUAUAUAGUCAGUAAACAAUUGUCUAAACCUAAAUGUGUGGAUGAUAGAAAUACUUCUAUGGUACAAGUGGAUUUGAAGGACGAUAUCUUUCGUUUUGCUAUGGAGAAACCUUUAGAUGAGCUGAUAAGAAAAAUGUCAGCUUUCAAUGAUCAUAACACUGAUUUGGAAGAAGCUUAUCAUGGUGACAUAAUAAGAUGUUAUGCUUAUGUGUCAAAUGAAAAAUUUGGUCUUAGAGCAAACACUGUGCAAAUGUAUCAUCUUGCUAAUGCUAAGAUAUCAGAAUGGUGGAAUGCCGAUAAUAAAAAUACCAGCCAAUUGUCACUGCUGCCAAGUAUCUCGAGCAUGGCAAAUGUACGCAGUACACAAGUGCAAGAAUGUCGUAUAGAUGAUAAUGCAUUCAUUGAUGAAAAAACAUCGCUUAAAUAUAGUCACAUUGGACCUAGCAGCAUUGUGGAAUCGAAAACAAGAAUAUCUCAGAGCGUAAUAAUGGCAAAUGUAACUAUUAAGCAAAGAUGUGUUAUUCACAAUUGUAUAUUGUGCAAUGGCUGUAUCAUUGAAGAAGGUACUGAAUUAAAGGAUUGCUUAGUUGGAGCUCAACAUCUUGUGAUAUCUGGUAGCCAACAUUCUCGCGAAGUACUCACAGAUGCGAACAAGCUUAUAGAAAUUUAAUUAUUUGCAAUUAUAUUAUUUAUAAUUAUUUACAAAUAAAAUUUAUGAGUAAAA